AUGGGUGGUGGAGAGAGGUAUAACAUUCCAGUUCCCCAGUCUAGAAAUGGUAGUAAGAACCAACAGCAGCUUAAUAGACAAAAGACCAAGGAUCAGAAUUCCCAGAUGAAGAUUGUUCAUAAAAAAAAAGAAAGAGGACAUGCUUAUAAUUCAGCAACAGUUGCAUGGCAGGCCAUGCAAAAUGGAGGGAAGAACAAAGUACAUUUCCCGAAUAAUCAAAAUUGGAACUCUGGUUUGUCAAGCCCCGGCUUGCUUUUUAAGACUCAAACAAAUCAGAAUUAUGCUGGAGCCAAAUUUAGUGAGCCCCCAUCACCAAGUGUUCUUCCAAAACCACCAAGCCACUGGGUUCCUGUUUCCUUUAGGAAUCCUUCUGAUAAAGAAAUAAUGACAUUUCAACUUAAAACCUUACUUAAAGUACAGGUAUAA
Messenger RNA from Chrysochloris asiatica (Cape golden mole), 426 nucleotides. It is a transcript of the gene PNRC2, whose product is annotated as proline-rich nuclear receptor coactivator 2. Bases 1 to 426 code for a protein of 141 amino acids. NCBI's taxonomy places the organism in Eukaryota, Metazoa, Chordata, Mammalia, Afrosoricida, Chrysochloridae. Gene Ontology annotation, cellular component: nucleus; P-body. Gene Ontology annotation, biological process: nuclear-transcribed mRNA catabolic process, nonsense-mediated decay. The transcript has a single exon. The record is from RefSeq and is a predicted model, not a curated record.